Messenger RNA from Pleurotus ostreatus (oyster mushroom), 357 nucleotides. RefSeq lists its product as uncharacterized. Lineage: Eukaryota; Fungi; Basidiomycota; Agaricomycetes; Agaricales; Pleurotaceae. Bases 1 to 357 code for a protein of 118 amino acids. The record is from RefSeq and is a predicted model, not a curated record. The transcript has a single exon.
AUGAAUUCCCAUUAUGUGCCGCACCUCAUAUACUCGGUAGCCAUCACAUCGAUAUCUAUACAUCUCCUCUCCCGGAGAAAGGAAAUAGAGACACAACGGUCGCGGUUAUCUGCGCAGAUAUCAAUCCUCGAGUCGUUGAAACAAAGACUUCGAAGUAGCGACAGCAUCUCGGACUCGGAGGUAGAAAGGUCAAUGAAACUCGCAAGGGCGCAUGGUGAUGGCUCCAGAGAGGAGGAUACACAAAUUGAGUGGAAGGAGAUAUUCUCGCGGGUCAAGCAAGACGACCGCCAUGGCAUGAACGAAUGGGAUAAAAAGGACCUUGAAAAGCGUACGUCUGUCGUCCUCUUGGUCGGAUGA